AUGCCAACACAAGUCCGAAUUUUCACAAAGCCCCAGUCUCUGGACGAGACUCUGGCAAAACCGGCAAAGCCAACAUUGGCACAGCCACCUUACGUCCCAAGAUCGGUGCCCAUCUAUCCCGAGAUACCCAAGCCGACCAUCCGCUGUUCGACGCCUAGGUUGCCGCUACCUCCCGCCAUGUCUGUCUACGACGAGAAGCGCGUGGAAGGAGGCAUUACCUUUGCACACCAGGACAAGCUCCCAAAGCUCCCCAUCCCGGACCUGAAGAGUUCCGCGGAAAAGUAUCUUGUUGCUCUCAAGCCACUCCAGACUGCACGAGAGCAUGCUGAGACGAAGCAUGCUGUCGAUGAGUUCCUCAGGCACGAUGGGCCUGAGCUCCAGGAGAAGUUGAAGAGGUAUGCCGAAGGGAGAACGAGCUAUAUCGAGCAGUUCUGGUAUGACUCGUAUCUCAACUACGACAACCCCGUCGUGUUGAACUUGAACCCCUUCUUCCUGCUCGAAGAUGACCCGACUCCGGCCAGGAACAACCAGGUCACACGAGCUGCCUCACUGGCAGUCUCGGCCCUCGAGUUUGUGCGAGCUGUCCGCAAGGAGGAGUUGCCGCCCGACACAAUCAAGGGUCAACCGCUGGACAUGUACCAAUUCUCUAGGCUCUUCGGUACUGCCCGAGUACCAACAGAGAAUGGAUGUCAGAUCGAGCAGGACCCAGACUCGAAGCAUAUGAUCGUCAUGUGCCAUGGCCAGUUCUACUGGUUUGAUGUCCUCGAUGACAAUUCGGAUCUCAUCAUGACGGAGAAGGAUAUUGCCAUCAAUCUCCAGACUAUCAUCGACGAUGCCACGGAAACCCCUAUCCAGGAAGCUGCCAAGGGAGCCCUCGGCGUCCUAAGCACAGAAAAUAGGAAGGUCUGGUCCGGGCUGAGAGACGUCCUGCUGCGGGACGAGGGCUCCAACAAUGCCGACUGUCUGAACAUUGUCGACUCGGCGCUGUUUGUCCUGUGCCUAGACUACACAGAACCAGCCACCGCCGCCAUGCUGUGCCAGAACAUGCUUUGUGGAUCGAGUGAGAUCGAGAAGGGCGUCCAGAUCGGCACAUGCACCAACCGAUGGUACGAUAAACUGCAGAUUAUUGUUUGCAAGAACGGCAGUGCAGGUAUCAACUUUGAACACACGGGCGUCGAUGGGCACACCGUGCUCCGGUUCGCCAGUGACGUCUAUACCGACACCAUACUACGCUUUGCCCGCACGAUCAACGGGCAGGCCCCAACUCUCUGGGCAUCGACAAGCCCAGACCCGUCGAAGCGUGAUCCAGAGAGUUUUGGAGACGUCAAUACGACACCUCGCAAGCUCGAGUGGGACCUGACGCCCGAGAUCAACAUUGCUGUGCGCUUUGCCGAGACCCGACUCGCGGAUCUGAUCCAGCAGAACGAGUUUGAAUGCCUCGACUUUAGUGCUUACGGCAAGAACUUCAUCACUUCGAUGGGCUGCUCGCCCGACGCAUUUGUCCAGAUGGCAUUCCAGGCUGCCUAUUAUGGCCUGUACGGCAGGGUCGAGUGCACGUAUGAGCCGGCCAUGACCAAGAUCUUCCUCCACGGCCGGACUGAGGCGAUCCGAUCGGUGACCGAGGAGUCUGUCAACUUUGUUCAGACAUUCUGGGCGGACAAUCCGGCGGAAGCCAAGGUUGAAGCUCUUCGCAAGGCGUGCCAGAAGCAUGUCGAGGUCACCAGGUAUUGCGCAAAGGCUCAAGGCUGUGACCGCCACUUCUAUGCGCUCUUUUGCCUCUGGCAGCGGUUGGUCGACGAGGAGACUGCAAGCAUCUUGAGCAGUCCGCGAUCAUCCAGCCCUUACGACGGCAACUCGGACCAGGCCUACGAGCUCGGCAGCAGCCCAGGAAAGCAAUCUGCGGUCUCACAAGACGGUGAGAUGCAGACUCUGGCCCGUGCCAGGGGUGAUAGCACCACGUCUCGAACCAACGGCGCGACCCUGCCUCUGAUCUUUGCCGACUCGGGCUGGGACAAGCUCAACCAGACCAUCCUGUCGACCUCAAACUGUGGCAACCCUUCCCUGCGACAAUUCGGCUUCGGUCCCGUAUCGGGUGAAGGAUUCGGCAUUGGCUAUAUCAUCAAGGACGACGGCAUCUCCAUCUGCGCCUCCAGCAAGCACCGGCAGACGAAGCGCUUCAUCGACACCCUGGAGAGCUACCUGCUGGAGAUCCGCCGGAUCCUGCGCAUCACGACCCGCAAGGCCACGAUGAGCAAGCAGACGCGCGCCCGCGAGAUUGAGCACACCCGGCCCAAGCCCGUCAGCCGGAUGAAGUCGCGCGGCAGGAUGAUCACGGGGGCCGAGAUUAUCAAGUCGCAGCGGUCUGCGACGGGCACGACCUCGCCUACGGACGAGAGCGCUACCCUGAGCGAGGAUGAUGAGCUUGGUGGAUAUGGCUUCUUUGACGCUGGUAUGCUCCUGCAGGCGCUCAAGGCGCGGGGAGAGAACCUGGACUCUGGCGAGACUCGCCCUUCGGAGCGCGCCCAAGUGCAGGCGCGCCGAAGAGAAGUUGGUAAGAAAUUGCGCUUGAUUGAUUACUAG
Thyridium curvatum is the source of this 2580-nucleotide messenger RNA. RefSeq lists its product as uncharacterized. The record is from RefSeq and is a predicted model, not a curated record. The transcript has 3 exons. Gene Ontology annotation, cellular component: mitochondrion. Gene Ontology annotation, molecular function: carnitine O-acetyltransferase activity. Gene Ontology annotation, biological process: carnitine metabolic process. Bases 1 to 2580 code for a protein of 859 amino acids. NCBI's taxonomy places the organism in Eukaryota, Fungi, Ascomycota, Sordariomycetes, Thyridiales, Thyridiaceae.